Suillus paluster is the source of this 1118-nucleotide messenger RNA. RefSeq lists its product as uncharacterized. The transcript is spliced from 6 exons. Gene Ontology annotation, cellular component: intracellular anatomical structure. Bases 77 to 994 code for a protein of 305 amino acids. The record is from RefSeq and is a predicted model, not a curated record. Lineage: Eukaryota; Fungi; Basidiomycota; Agaricomycetes; Boletales; Suillaceae. Gene Ontology annotation, molecular function: oxidoreductase activity, acting on NAD(P)H, oxygen as acceptor.
GCUCGUCAGCCAGGGAGGUACUUCCGUAUACGCAAGGGAUUUCCUGUACCAACGAUAAGAGCUUAGAGGGCCAACCAUGCUGAAGCUAAUCGCCAGUCGCUCUUGCCUAACAACCCUGCGCCUCGCAAGGACGCUAUCUAUCAAGAAGACUGGAGUCAGGUCAUCCUCCUUGCACACUACGCCCGCGAUCCAAAGAGAGGGUUUGGGAGACUUUGCAUUAACAGACCGGGUUGCGAUUGUCACUGGAGGUAACCGUGGUCUUGGGCUCGAGGCCGCUUUGGCGCUCUCUGUGGCUGGUUCGCGUGCAGUAUAUUGUUUAGAUCUCCCGGAGAAGCCAGGUGAAGAUUGGAACGCUGCUCGCCAGAUCGUAGAAAAACUUGGGGGCGCUGGAAGACUCGAAUAUGUGACCGCUGACGUCUGCGAUCAGAAAAGGCUACUCAAAACGGUAGAAGACAUUGCAACAAAAGAGGGGAGAAUGGAUAUUUGCGUGGCAGCUGCAGGCACUACGGGGAUUCCCCGUCAUGUCUUGGAAUACACCGAAGAAGACCUCGAAAAGGUUUAUGCUGUAAACAUCAAAGGGGUGUUCUUCAGCGCCCAAGCUGCUGCAAAGCAAAUUGCUCGUUUCCAGCUGCCGGGAAGUAUUGUUCUCGUUGCCUCCAUCGCUGGCAGUGUUGCUCUGAGGGAUCCGCCAAUGAUGCCAUACCAUACUAGUAAGGCCGCAGUGAUACAGAUGGCCCGCAGCAUGGCAUGUGAACUUGCGCAAAAGAACAUCAGGGUGAACUCAUUAUCACCAGGUUUUAUUGAGACACCCCUCCUGACACCGUUGUUUUCUGCGCAACCAGAGUUCCGUGCUGUAUGGUCAGAGCAGAACUUAAUGAAAAGGCUUGGCAAACCUCACGAACUGCGGGGAGUUGUGACGUGGCUGGCAUCCGACGCGUCGAGCUAUUGCACAGGAAGCAACAUUGUUGUCGACGGUGGACACACCGCAUUGUAGAGUUAAUAUUGAGUACCAGCGUGUUCGAAUUGAUUAUAUGUGCUUCAAGCUGUAAGAAUAGUCGAGGACCUCGUGCCAUGAAAGCACAGCCACUGUUAUUAUCUUAUCUUAUCUAAGUUUCUCC